GGGCAGGCGGAGCCGGGGCGGAGCCGGAGGUGCCGCGGCCGGGCCCGCCCGCUGAGUGAGGGUCUGCGGGCAUCUGAGUUUAGCUUGAAGGUCGGAUCGGUCACCAGCCCCGGGGGGAGAUGGAUUCCCUGGGGCCGGCGGAGAGCGCGAAACUGUUGCUGGGGCCGGGGCCCUUAGCCGGCGUGUCCGGAUGCCUCCAGAGGGAAUCCAGCACCCCCAGCAUGAAGCGCUGGCAGGGCCGCCUGGCGCUGGUCACCGGCGCCUCCUGCGGCAUCGGAGCGGCCGUGGCCCGGGCCCUGGUGCAGCACGGACUGAAGGUGGUGGGAUGCGCCCGCACCGUGAGCAACAUCGAGAAACUGGCCGCUGAAUGCAAGAGUGCUGGCUACCCAGGGACUCUGGUUCCCUACAAAUGUGACCUGUCCCAUGAGGAAGACAUUCUGUCCAUGUUCUCGGCUGUGCGAGCUCAAUACAAAGGUGUGGACAUCUGCAUCAACAAUGCUGGCCUGGCCCGGCCUGAGCCCCUGCUCAGUGGCCACACCAGUGGUUGGAAAGAUAUGCUGAAUGUGAAUGUGUUGGCUGUCAGUAUCUGUACCCGGGAGGCAUAUCAAUCCAUGAAGGAGAGGAGCGUGGAUGAUGGACACAUUAUCAACAUCAACAGCAUGUCGGGUCACCGGGUGAUAGCCCAGUCUGAUGUGCAUUUCUACAGUGCCACCAAGUUUGCCAUUACGGCACUGACCGAGGGACUGCGGCAGGAGCUUCGAGAGGCCAAUACCCACAUCCGAGCUACAUGCAUCUCCCCUGGGGUGGUGGAGACAGGAUUCGCCUUCAAACUUCAUGACAACGAUCCUGGGAAGGCGGCUGAGACCUACGAGCACAUGAAGUGUCUCAAACCUGAGGAUGUAGCUGAAGCUGUCAUCUUUGUCCUCAGUACCCCACCACAUGUCCAGAUUGGAGACAUCCAGAUAAUGCCAACGGAACAGGUGACAUAGCAUCUGGUUGGGAGCCGAGCCUGGGGAAUGGACCCCUACUGCCUGGCUCCUAAUUCUGCAUUGUAUGUGUAAAUUUUUGACCCCUGGACUCAACCUCCUUCUGCUCCCAGGACUAAAAAUAUUAUUUUUGUAAUCUCAAAUUGUUUCAUAUGCAGAUGUGAUGCAAAGAUGAAAAUUGGGUGAUGGGUGGUAGGGUGGUUCGGGUCUAUUUUCCUUCUUAAUAUGUUACCCUUCACUCAUUGAUCAUUGAGCUUUGUCCUCUUUAUGUCCUUUCCUCCUUGGGAAGGAGGCCAAAAUUGGAAGCAGUACUUACUAAUGCUUCCCUGGGAUCUGGGAGCAGGCCCUCCCUUGUGACUUCAGGUUUCCUUUCUUUCCCUUUCCUCUAUUCCCUUUCUUCCUGCUAAUCUUGCAUCUUCCAUUUUCCCUGACCUUGGGCUUUGGAGGGAUUAUUCCAUGCUGGGCACAGCAGCAGGGUCCUGUCUCCCAAGAGAAUUUUCACUUCCAGAAUUAAAAGAGAAAAAAAAACCAACAAA
Antechinus flavipes (yellow-footed antechinus) is the source of this 1522-nucleotide messenger RNA. RefSeq names its product dehydrogenase/reductase 11 (gene DHRS11). Bases 120 to 989 code for a protein of 289 amino acids. Gene Ontology annotation, molecular function: oxidoreductase activity. The transcript has 7 exons. NCBI's taxonomy places the organism in Eukaryota, Metazoa, Chordata, Mammalia, Dasyuromorphia, Dasyuridae. The record is from RefSeq and is a predicted model, not a curated record.